Molecule: messenger RNA, 680 nt
Organism: Cladophialophora immunda
Lineage: Eukaryota; Fungi; Ascomycota; Eurotiomycetes; Chaetothyriales; Herpotrichiellaceae
Exons: 2
Coding region: 48-680 (210 amino acids)
Biological process (GO): cellular response to oxidative stress
Source: RefSeq, a predicted model, not a curated record
ACAAGCUUGUUUCCCAGCCCAUUCACGGACUUAAGGAAAUCCGAAGCAUGGCUUCCUCUCCGUCUCUUGACUUAUUCCUCUCCGCCGUCGCGAGCCGCAUCUCCUGCUAUGCCCUGACCAAACACUCCCCAAUUCCGGACUCUGAAAUCCACUCCAUCGUGCAGUUCGCGAUCAACCAUACUCCGUCGACGUUCAACGUCCAGUCGGCGCGUGCAGUGGUGCUUUUGCACGCCGAGCACGAGAAACUCUGGGAUAUUGGCGACGCGAGUCUUCGUGUCGCGCUGCCCGAACAGGCGUACCAGAGCCUGGCGCCGAAAGUGCUGGGGUUUAAAGCCGGCUAUGGGACAGUGUUGUGGUUCGAAGACGAAGAGGCCAUGGAUAAGUUGAAGGAGAAGAGUGCCGGAAUUCAGCAUCUCAUGGAUGAUUGGUCACUCCAUUCUUCGGGCAUGCACCAAUUCGUCGUAUGGACCGCCCUGGAGCUGAAAGGCCUGGGGUGUAAUCUGCAACACUACAAUUUCAUGCCCGACUUCUCAACCCAGGUGGCGCGUGAAUGGAAGCUGCCCGACAGCUGGAAAUUGCAGAGCCAAUUGGUUUUCGGCGCCCCUAAGGAUGGUCACCUGGUGAGAAGCAGAGAGAGGACCUAUCUGCCUCUGGAGGAAAGAGUGAAGAUCUUUGUCUGA